AUGGCCGCCAGCGCCAAGCGAAAGCAGGAGGAGAAACACCUGAAGCUGCUGCGCGACAUGACAGCGCUGCCGCCCAACAGGAAAUGCUUCGACUGCGACCAGCGGGGACCGACCUACGUCAACAUGACCAUCGGCUCCUUCGUCUGCACGUCCUGCAGCGGCAUCUUACGAGGGCUGAAUCCCCCGCACAGAGUGAAGUCUAUCUCAAUGACCACCUUCACACAGCAUGAAAUCGAAUUUCUGCAAAAGAAUGGCAAUGAGGUGUGUAGACAUAUUUGGUUGGGAUUAUACGACGAAAGAUCCUCUGUUUAUCCAGACUUCAGAGAUCCUCAAAAAGUCAAGGAUUUCUUGCAGGAAAAAUAUGAGAAGAAGCGAUGGUUUGUCCCAGCAGAGCAGGCCAGGGCAGUGGCAGCAGCCCAUGCUUCGAUUUCAGGUUCCUCAGCAAGCAGUGCGAGCAGCACUCCAGAGGUAAAACCACUGAAGUCCCUCCUGUGUGAAACUGCAUCAACACUGCCUUUAAACAAAGGGACACCAAACCAAUCCCCAGCUUUUAGUCAUUCCCAAGGAUCUCAGCAACAGGACAAGAAAGUGGCAGCGUUUGACCUGCUUGCUGACCUGGGAGGUGAUAUUUUUGCUGCUACUGCUCCUCAGUCUGCACCUCCAAGCUUCGCAAACUUUGCACUUUUCAACAGUCACACAGCGCCGACGUCUGUGAACACAGAGUUUGCAAACUUUGAUGCAUUUGGAAGUUGUAACGCUUCUGAUAGUUUUGGAGGUUUCACCUCAGCAAGCCUGCCAGCUUUCCAGUCCAACAGUACAGUGUUCAGAGCGCGUCCAACAGGCUGCAGUUUUCGUGGUGUUACUUCUGCUUUCCAUGUCCAGGCUGCACACAGUGGAGACCCUGCGUCAACUAAUGCUAAUUUUGCAAAUUUUGAUAACUUCCCAAAAUCCUCUAGCGCUGACUUCGAAGCCUUUAGUUCCUCGGGGAGGGACUCCACACCAUCCGCUGCCCCUAAAACCCCUGCACUCUCUGUAGAUAAAUACGCAGCCCUUGCUGACCUGGAUAAUGUCUUCAGCUCCAAUGUACCCGCACAAGGAGCAAGUGGUCAACUCACUCAGUUUGGCUCAGCAUCUGUGGGAUCUGCUGCGAUGAGUGUCAACCAGUCGAGCUCCUCAACAGACAAGUAUGCAGCCCUAGCAGAAUUAGAUAGUGUCUUUAGCUCUCCGGCACCCUCUAGUAAUGUCUUUAGUACAAGCAGUGCAUUUGGGACGGCGCCCAGUGGCAUGGUAUCCCAGAGUCAUCCAGUGGUCAGCUGUACGCCAGCAGUGUUUGGAGCAUCAACCAAUCCUUUUAUAACAGCUCCUAUGCCACCUGGAGCUGCAACCAACCCUUUCCAGACAAAUGGAAGGACUGCAGGCCUUUUAGGAGCUCUACACACUCAAGCAUUUCCACAGGCUCAUUUUGCAGCUAGCUUUGGGACAGCAUCGAUGAGCAUGCCCACAGGGUUUGGGGCUCCAGCCGGGUAUACUCUCCCCACCAGUUUCAGUGGUGGGUUUCACCAGCCAGUUUUCCCUGCCCAGACGACCUUGCCUCAGCAUUCGGGCUUCCCGCAACAACCAGUCGUUGGAGGAUUCGGUUCAUUUGGACAACCAAAGCCAAUGGUCAUGCCAUAUGGUCAACCAGUGGGACCAUCUGCACUCUCUAGUAAUCCAUUUCUGGCUGGAGCUCCAACAGGGCAAUUUCCAACAGGAAACUCUUCAACUAAUCCCUUCUUAUAGCCCGCCUGGUCCCUGUGAGGAGUGUGUUGUUGGCAAAUGAUGUCUCCACGCCUCCUGCACAGUUGUCCACCGACCUUAGCUUUAAACACAAGUUUCUUAAAGCCUGUAUUUUGUAUAAAGCAGGGCAAUAAAUGCAGAAAAAAGGAGGUGCUUCCCUCGCACCUUUAUUUAACUGUUAUUGGGCAAAGGGUUAAAGAUGUAGCCGCAUCAUGUAUAUUGAAAUUGGCUCAUGUUAAGUUAUUGCAAAUCCCACUUUUCAUUGCUCUGCAGUACUGUACAUAUUUUUUCUUAGGAAUGUAGCUAUUUGUGCAUAUCAGUAUUUGUAAUUUUAACACAUUUAUGUGAAUGUGGAAUGUUACUGAGCAAGAACAUCGCCAGUACCUAUCAGGAUGAAUUUGCUAUGGGGAUGAUGGCCUUUUAACCGAACGAGAAGUUUUAUUAAUCCAGUGACCUACCCCGCUGAAAAAAAAAGGUUUGGUUUCUUUCUCAGAUGAAAGCUCUCUAAUUUAUACCAUGAGUAAAUGUAGAAAACGGCACUUCUUCUCUACCUAAUAACAGAGAUCAUGUUUUGCUACAAAGUUUGCAAGUGACAAAAUAAAUACAGUAUUAGUAAAAA
This is a messenger RNA of Callorhinchus milii (elephant shark), 2395 nucleotides long. It is a transcript of the gene agfg1a, whose product is annotated as ArfGAP with FG repeats 1a. Gene Ontology annotation, molecular function: GTPase activator activity. Bases 1 to 1779 code for a protein of 592 amino acids. The record is from RefSeq and is a predicted model, not a curated record. Lineage: Eukaryota; Metazoa; Chordata; Chondrichthyes; Chimaeriformes; Callorhinchidae. The transcript has 15 exons. Gene Ontology annotation, cellular component: cytoplasmic vesicle.